Cyclocybe aegerita is the source of this 1284-nucleotide messenger RNA. NCBI's taxonomy places the organism in Eukaryota, Fungi, Basidiomycota, Agaricomycetes, Agaricales, Hemipholiotaceae. The record is from the annotation of a GenBank genome assembly.
AUGCCCCGCCCUUUUGUUGCGCACAACGUUGGUCGUUCUCGCUACGAGUACGCAGCUGCCUCUACACCAAGACUCGACAAAUCAAUCGCCGGAGAUUCCAAGUGUGACGAAAGUUCCGGUACUUUGGAGGCACAACACAGCGAGUUGGCAUCGCGGUGCCAUGAUUCGCCACCACGAUACCAUAGCGCAGGAGCAAGCCAUCACAACUCUGAAGCUGGAUCCCACGAGAUAGAGGCAAGCCUCUUCAUACAUCCUAUUCUGCUUAACCUUCUCACUUCCCAUCAGGACCUUCUCCGCGCCAUUCUCUCUGGUUCUACCGUGAACUCUGGGAAUAUGCAUGGAUCUGUCAAAAUAGUGAUCAAUGGGCCUGUCUACAUUGGGCUCCGUGGGCCUGUCGACAACGAGCUUUGUGGGCGUACUGAUAUCGAGAUUCGUGGGCCUAUCGAAAUCGAACGUCCCAAUUUCAACCGAGGCGAAUCGAUCAGCACCCCAUGUUUCCGGGAUGACAGGUUUGACUUCGUCGACACGAGAGAAACGAUAAGCGCCCCACCUUUCUUGACGCGUGGCAGAUGCCAGGCCAUCACGUUGAAAGGCUCUCAGUGCAAGCGAAACGGAAAGCCCAAUUUCUGUUACCAGCACGUCAACAAAUUGAUCGCGGUUCCUGGUUUUAACACUCGGACAAGCAAAGCUUCGCAAUACGUCAACUUCGAAGACUGGAUUCCUUCCUACCUACACCCGAAGACGCAGGCACGACUGCGGGUGGAAAUGGAGAAGACAGGUUCUCCGUCGGACGUCGCUGGCUAUAUUUAUGUUUUCGAGAUCAAAGAUUUGGCAGAACCGGACAUCAUCAAGUUAAAGGUCGGCUAUACCAAGAACCUGGAAAGGAGAUUGUCCCAGUGGAAUCGCCAGUGUGGUUCGCAACAACACGUUCUGCGUGGCUAUUACCCGGAGCCUGAGGCCGGGGACGCAACUCUCUUGCCGGGGAUGCUAAGGCCAGGUGUAUUAGAGAGCCUGGUACACAUCGAGCUUGAGGACUUGGCGUCCACCUUCUCUUAUCUUACUCCCGGGUGGCAAGCGAUGCCUGCGCCUGAUGUCCAGAAGAACACCUCGCCAAGGAUGCACGCUCUCGUCAACGCCCAAAUGCGCCGUCCGGUGCUAUUCCCGAAUGGCGACCAAUCCGCCAGCGCCAGUGUCAGGGUUGCGGUGCGAUGCACAAGGAAAUCUGGCGCUGGACGCAUGGGCCGAACAAGGGUUGCGAGUGGGAGGGUCUUGUCAGGCCUAUAA